This is a messenger RNA of Amoebophrya sp. A120, 1724 nucleotides long. Lineage: Eukaryota; Dinophyceae; Syndiniales; Amoebophryaceae. The record is from the annotation of a GenBank genome assembly.
UAGUUCUUAUGCAGCGGAGAGAGACUAAGACUAACACUAACAGUAGCAGGUGGAACAUGUACACGAAGUGAAGGUGGAUGCUCGAUCGAUCUUGCUAUAAUAAACAAGUCUUGCAAUUGUAGUCCAGUUCCCGCGUCUUUUUUUUCACCCGAGGUGAGAAAAGGAAAAACGUUUUUAGCUGUUUCGCAACGGCGGAAAAACAAAGUUACUUAAAACUUGUUAACGAAGUAGUUUCGUGUGUUGAGACAAAUCCAACAUCCGCGUGGAAAAUGAUGAAAAAAGUCACCCUCGUCGCCGCUGUGCAUCCCCUGGGGGGGGGCGUCUACGCGGCGCAGGAGAAACAACGCCGGACGACGCAUUUUUGGCAAGGAAGCGAAUACGCCCCCUCGGGGUUCAUGCAGCAUGAGCGCGUCGUCGCUGGUGGGAAGAAGCACAAGAAAGAGAAGAUGAAGUACAAGGACCUGGAUGAUUUAGACAAGCACAUCAAUGAGCUCCAAAGCCUGCGCAAAGAAAUUGCCAAUGGCCCGGGCGCGAAGAAAAUGGAAAAGCGUGUUGCCAGCGAUUGCGGAGGCAUCUCUCUGUCGGAUCACUGUCACGAAAACGAAAGAAAAUUUGAUGUGAUGGUUAGUUGCGGUUGUGGAUCGGAUGAACUCAACAUUAAUUGCGGGUCCUAUGAGCACUGCGCGUUGUAGUAAACCUUAUACGUUUUUUGCAAUGAUCCUAGUGUGGGUGCUCCAGCUUCCUUCAAUUUCUAUUUGACUAAUAGCAGUAUGAGUAUCACCACUAAAAGACAGAGUUGCGCAAGUCAGGAGUUGUUUCUUUCUGUAUGCAAUAUUUGUAAAUGUAUCUCUGUCUUCUACAUGUUCCGCAGGAUUUUAAUUCGCUUGUGCUUAUUUUACAUAAAAGUUUUUCGGUGGUUACACUUAGAUGUUCUCCGCGUAAGAGAAUAUCUCGAUUGCCUAGAAGACGUCGCUUACCCUCAACAAGUCUCAAACGAUACUAAAUAAUUUCUCCUCGGACGAUACAUCACCACGCGCACACCGCUCCUUACCAAGUAUCGCGCCACUCUUUACCAAGUACAUAGCCUGUAGCUUCUCACGAAGAAGAGCCAGCACGUGGCGAAUUGCAUAUCCCGUUGGUGCAGAACCUCGGGAGAAACCGCCUGAUGGAUGAGUGUCUGUCUCUCGACGAGUAGGUUCCGAAUCCGCGGGAUAGGUUUUGAAGGAGUAAUGUGCCCCUCUAUCCUUAGCAUUUUUUAGUUUUUUCUCUUUAAUUCCAUUUCACAAUCAAAAGUAGCCCUUUAUUUUUGUUUUCGCCCAAAGUCAAACUAGUAUCAUCAUACAUGGUUCCUGUUUCAGUUGAGCAAACGGCUUUUUUUGUUUCUGAAGAACAAGCCAAAACCCUAACUAUUCGAUAUUACUUACUAUACUACCUAUUUUCUCAGUCGCAAGGCAAGGCCAAGGUAGGACUUUUACUUCUUGAGAAGUGUGGUCGAAGAGGACCUCUACGGAAGAAGCCUGGCCCGUCGCGACCAAUUUGAAGUAAGUACGUAAUAUUCGACCAACUACAUGAAUCUAGUGGUGUCGGAUGCCAUCGUGCAGAUUGUCUUCUUUAGCACAAAUUGCAAAUUUCGGUGGCAAGUCAGGCUCCGGGGAACGCGAGCUUAGGUUUGACGGUGAAGCAUUUUAUUUUUCACUAGCCAGCACGAACAGCGCGGGAGUCAG